AAAUAAACCUCUUAACCGUUAUUUGAACGUAGCCCAUCAACCAAAGGUUCGAAAUCCUCUCCAUCACUGCCUAUUCUUUUGGAGAAGAAAGACCCAAUUGUAUUUGCAACUGCUCUUAUAUUAUCUUCAAAGUUCAAAUCACUUGUUGUGGGCAACCAAAUUUAUGUAUAGAUUAUCAAGUCAGGAUUCUCCAAGGACGUCUUCUCACAAAAUAAUUUGAUUGUUAUUGGCUCUAAGUGUGCUUCUGUAGGUUGUGAGUCGAAGCUGUUUGACGAAAUGACUGAAGGAAAUAUUGUUUCCUGGACUUCAGUGAUCUCGUGUGGCAACGCAUAACCCAAUUCGCCUUUCAAAGUUUCUCAAAACAUAUAUUGAGAUUACUGCACAGGUAUCAAGGGAAAUGCAGUGCUUGAGGUAUAGAAGUCUCUCUGGGACUCUUCCUUCUGCAUGGUGGCUGAUCGCUCGAGGUUCUUGCAGUAAAUUGUUUGUUGGCGGUCUUUCUUAUGAUACCAAUGAAAUUGUCCUAAAGGAAGCUUUUGGACAGUAUGGUGAAAUCACUGGAGCAGUUAAAGUUAUAUGUGAUCAUAAGAGUGGGAGAUCAAAAGGCUAUGGAUUUGUGCGUUUCACUGCGGAAAGUGCAGCUAGCAUAGCUCUACAAAAAAUGGAUGGUCAGUUACUGGAUGGCAGAAAUAUUCGUGUUCAUUAUGCACAUAAGGGAUGAUGAGCAUAAUCUCUGGCAAC
This is a messenger RNA of Telopea speciosissima, 738 nucleotides long. RefSeq names its product glycine-rich RNA-binding protein 4, mitochondrial-like. Lineage: Eukaryota; Viridiplantae; Streptophyta; Magnoliopsida; Proteales; Proteaceae. Gene Ontology annotation, molecular function: RNA binding. The transcript has 5 exons. The coding region runs from base 398 to 718 and encodes 106 amino acids. The record is from RefSeq and is a predicted model, not a curated record.